Molecule: messenger RNA, 1987 nt
Organism: Dimorphilus gyrociliatus
Lineage: Eukaryota; Metazoa; Annelida; Polychaeta; Dinophilidae
Source: the annotation of a GenBank genome assembly
CAUGCCUCCUAAAUUAAACAAGAAAGAACAGCGAAUAGAAAGAAAGGCAAAAAAGGCAGAAGCACAGCUUAAUAUAAUGAAUAUUAAUAAAAAUGAUAAGAAACAUAAGAUAUCAUUUUCAUCUGAUGAUGAAGCACCUCAUAAAAAGAAGAAAAACGACUAUACUCUUGAUAAUUGCCAAGACAUAAAAAUAGAAGAAUCACAGUCAGAAAAACUGGCCAGAUUACGAGCAGAAAUACGUGAAAGGCAGAAACUGUCAAUGACUAAACCAAAAAUCUUUUUGCAAGUACCAGAAGUUAAUCCCUAUGCUUCCAGCAUAACAGACAUUUCUUCAACAACUCCAGAACAUCUAAGGUGGAGUGAAGAAGAAGAGAGAAAUAGUUCACCCCUUUUCGUCACAGAUAUUCAACAUGCUGUUUCUUAUGCAAUUCAAGGAAAUAAAACUAGCUUUCAACCCAGGUGGUGUAAAUUUUUAAGAUGGACAAAGAUAUCCAAAGUUACAGUUGUAAACGUUGAGAAAGUUGGCAUUAAAGAAUAUAGAACUAGUCCAUCACUUAAAUUCCUUAAGGAAUUUCCUAUGACUGCAGAAUUCGCGACUCCUUAUCAGUAUGAUAAAUCAGUCGAAGAAGAGCUCUUUCGAGUUGCAUACAGUAGAACAAGUCUUCAGAAGGCAAAAGAUCUUGAUCUAACAGCCAAUGAAUUAUCACAGAAAAUUCAUAAAAAAACAAGUAUAAAGAUUAAAAUCGAGAAUAAUAAAGCAAAAUUAAAGGAAAAUGGUCAAUUUUCGAGAUUGGACCUAUUACUUUCUCCCGAACAACUAGUCUCGGAAGGAUAUCCUUUGCCCUAUUUUAAGAGUAAGCUUACACCUAAGAGUGUUAUGGAGAAUUUAUUAGUCUACAUGAAUUUUCAUUAUAAUUUAGCUGUCAAGACAAGGAAUUUUGUGCAAUCGAAGGAUGAUUACAAGCCAGUGACAGAAAACUCUCCCAUGUUUGCAGUCGAUUGUGAAAUGGUUCAUUCAGUAAGAAGACAAAAUGAAUUAGCCCGUAUAUCAGUUGUUAACGAAGAUCUUGAAUGUAUAUAUGAAACCUUAGUUAAGCCACCAACGAAAGUUCUCAAUUUCUUAACACCAUACAGUGGAAUUACACCUAAACAUCUUUUUAACGUGGAAACUACGCUGGAAGAUGUCCAAAAACAUCUAAGGAAUAUUCUACCAGCUGAUGCUAUCUGGUGUGGUCAAUCUUUAGUUUCCGAUUUAUUUGCUUUGCAAAUGUAUCAUCCAUAUGUUAUCGAUACGAGUUGUAUCUUUAAUUUAACUGGAGAUAGACGAAUGAAAUCCGGUCUUAAACGAUUGGCUGCUACUUUCCUUAACAAAACUAUUCAAGACCAAUCAGAAGGUCAUCAUCCUACUGAAGAUGCAGAAACUACUAUGGAAUUAGUUAAACUAAAAUUAAAGGAGGGUUUAAAUUUUGGUGAUGUUCUUAGAAUGAGAGAGGAUAUGGUAGCCGAGAACGCUUUGGUUCGGGAAAAGUCAAAUGGGUGCAUAAAAAAUGCAUUUUUUCAGUUGCCAGGGGUUUCUCUCUACGAAAGUUUCUUUUCUUUAUUUAAGGACAUGCAAAAAACCGCCAAGUUAUAUGAACGACAAAGCAAGGAAAGUCUAAUGAAGCAAUUGAAAGCCAAUUUAGAUAAUUGCGAAUUGGAAUUUUUUCCAUCGGAUAAGGUGGCUGUCAAGUCCUUUAUUUCGGAAGCUAAUAAAGAUGACUUUUCAUGGAUUCGGUUACAAUCUUAUGGAAAUCUUACUGAAGGCGAAAAGAUUAAUGAUAAUGAAAAAGAGUAUCUUUUGAAGAAGACCGAUGACAGAAUCCGAAAAAUCAUUAAAAGCGUCCCAGACAAGAGUUUACUUGUUGUCCUUCUAAAUGGAAACGUUGAUAACGACAUAAAUAAUGGCUUAUGUUUACUGAAAAUUAUUGACAGGCAGGUCUCGAAAUAA